UUCCCUUUUCUAGAGCAGAGUGAAGGAAUAGAGAGUUGUUAUUCUCAACAGAGAAGAUUUCUUAUUUCUGUCUUUCUUUUAAAUGUAUUAAUAUAUUGGGGAGGAUAUUGGAAGGUGAGUGGUUGCUUCGAUUCCGAGAGAAAAGCUCUCACCACCUUUCGGAACUCUCUCAACGAUUCCUUCAAUAUUCUCUCUUCAUGGGAUGAUGAUGCCUCUGACUGCUGCAAAUGGAGAGGAAUUACCUGCCACAACAUGACUGGAAUUGAUCCAGCUUUGGUGGAACUGCAGCAUCUUCAGCUCCUGGACUUGAGCUUUAAUGCUUUUGAUGGUGCACCAAUUCCAGAUUUCCUGGGUUCAAUGAAGGAGUUGAGGCAUUUGGACUUGACAUAUGCAGGCUUCAGUGGGAGAAUCCCUCAUCAGCUUGGAAACCUCUCUAAACUCAUUUCCCUGAAGCCUUCUUCAGAUUAUUCUUUGAGCGCCAAAAACCUUUGGUGGUUGACAACCCUACCUUCUCUCAAUUACAUGUCUUUAGUGAACCUUUCCAUGGCAAGCCAUGAUUGGGUGCACGUAAUUAACAUGUCUCCUUCCCUUGUUGAGUUGUACCUAUGGAACUGUGGUCUUUCAUAUAUUUCUCUAACUCUUCCUUCUGUUAAUUUUACAUCUCUCCGUGUCCUUGAUCUUCGUUUUAACAACUUCAACUCUACCAUUCACCAUUCCAAACUGGAUAGCUAACAUUAGUAGCCUCGUGUCCUUGGAUCUCUCAUAUAACAACUUUCAUGGUGAGGUUCCUUAUCAAUUCUCACAACUUCCUAACUUGGAAGAGUUGUGGUUGGUAUCAGCUGAUGAUGACCUCAGGGUUGAUUUGUCAGAGUUCCUUGAAGGCAACUUG
Molecule: messenger RNA, 889 nt
Organism: Magnolia sinica
Lineage: Eukaryota; Viridiplantae; Streptophyta; Magnoliopsida; Magnoliales; Magnoliaceae
Product: receptor-like protein EIX1
Exons: 2
Coding region: 253-732 (159 amino acids)
Molecular function (GO): protein binding
Source: RefSeq, a predicted model, not a curated record